Anguilla rostrata (American eel) is the source of this 2529-nucleotide messenger RNA. It is a transcript of the gene rbm42, whose product is annotated as RNA binding motif protein 42. NCBI's taxonomy places the organism in Eukaryota, Metazoa, Chordata, Actinopteri, Anguilliformes, Anguillidae. The record is from RefSeq and is a predicted model, not a curated record. Gene Ontology annotation, molecular function: mRNA binding. The coding region runs from base 2 to 1342 and encodes 446 amino acids. The transcript has 10 exons.
AAUGGAUAAAUUUAGAGGAAUUGGGUUCGCUUUAAUUGUGUCCUUGGAUCUGUGUUGCUCUUUCCAGGGGAGAAUGGCGGUGAAGUCGGGAGAAGAGCGGCUCAAGGAGAUGGAGGCCGAGAUGGCUUUGUUUGAGCAGGAGGUUCUGGGCGGUCCGGUGCCCGUUGCCCCAGGAAGUCCAGCGAUGGUGGAGGCCGUGCCCGUGGCCCUCGCUGUGCCUGCCAUGCCCGUUGUCCGACCGAUCAUUGGCACCAACACCUACCAGCAGGUCCAGCAGAGCCUGGAUGCGAGGGCUGCCACGUUCGUGGGACCCCCGCCCCCUACCUUUGUAGGCCCAGCCGUGCCCCCCAUCAGACCGCCCCUGAUGAGGCCAGCGUUCGUGCCACACAUUCUGCAGAGAUCAGGGGGUCAGAGAAUGCCAAUGAUGCGUGGACCCCCUCCUCAGGGCAUGAUGGCACCCCCCAUGCCACGACCCCCCCCUCCACCGCCCAUGAUGAUGGCUCCGCCCAUGCAGGGCCCCCCCCAGCACCACAUGGGCCCCAUGGGGCCGAUGGGACCCAUGGGCCCCAUGCCUCCGGUGGGGGGAAUGAGCCAGAUGGUGUCAGUGCCCCCGCGCCCGCCGGUCCAGGCCGCGCCCAAACUCACCCCCACCGUGAUCCAGGCGGCCCCCACCGUCUACACCACCCCCCCCGCACCCAAGAGACCGGACCUCCGCGCCCAGAGGCAGGCACGCAUGGAGGAGCUGGCUGCUGCAGUGGCGGAGCAGCAGGCUGCAGUGGUGGCCGCAGGGCUGCUGGAGGCGAAGAAGGAGCCUGCGGCAGGGGAGGAGGGCGUGAUCGGCCCCGCCCUGCCCGAGUCCGAGCCCAGCCACACAGAGCCAGCAGAUGGCAGCGCCGAGGACAAGAAGAAGGGGAGGCAGGAGAAGGUGAAGAAGUGCAUCCGCACGGCUGCAGGCACCUCGUGGGAGGACGCCAGCCUGCUGGAGUGGGAAUCAGAUGAUUUCCGGAUCUUCUGCGGUGACCUUGGCAACGAGGUGAACGACGACAUCCUGGCCCGGGCCUUCAGCCGCUACCCCUCCUUCCUGAAGGCCAAGGUGGUGCGGGACAAGCGCACGGGGAAGACCAAGGGCUACGGCUUCGUCAGCUUCAAGGACCCCAACGACUACGUGCGCGCCAUGAGGGAGAUGAACGGUGAGGGGGGGGGGCUGUGCGCCAUGAGGGAGAUGAACGGGAAGUACGUGGGCAGCCGACCAAUUAAACUGCGCAAGAGCAUGUGGAAGGACAGGAACAUGGAGGUGGUGCGCAAGAAGCAGAAGGAAAAGAAGAAGCUGGGACUCAGAUAGAAAGAGCUUACCUGUGUCUGUGCCUGUGUGUGUGUGCGCGCGUGUGUGCGCAUGUCUGUGUGUGUGCGCCUGUCUGUGUGCAUUUCUGUGUGUGCAUGCGUGUGUACACGUGUGUAUGUGUGUGUGUGUGUGUCUGCGCGCGUGUGUCUGUGUGUGUGUGUGCGCGUGUGUGCACGCGCGUGCGUGCGUGUGUACACGUGUGUGUGUGUGUGUCUGCGCACGUGUGUGUGUCUGCGCACGUGUGUGUGUGUGUGUGUGUGUGUGUGCGCGUGUGUGUGUGCGUGAGUGUCCUGGGUAUCUCCAUGGGCGUCAGCAGGACCUCUCACAGCUGCUGUGGCGGCAGGGGUGGGGUGGGGGGGGUAUUUGGGGGGGUUUGGGGGGGAUAUGUGGGAGGGGGUCCAGCUGGCUGAAUGAGGUGCGUUCCCCAGGCUCUAUGUGAUUAAGAAGCAGCUGUCAGAGAGCACGUGUGUGUGAAGGAGCUGAAGAGCUGAGGAACAGGAAGGACUGGACACCAGAGGGGGUUCAGAUCUCGUGUGUCUGAAGGACCGGACACCAGAGGGGGUUCAGGUCUCAUGUGUCUGAAGGACUGGACACCAGAGGGGGUUCAGGUCUCGUGUGUCUGAAGGACUGGACACCAGAGGGGGUUCAGGUCUCAUGUGUCUGAAGGACUGGACACCAGAGGGGGUUCAGGUCUCAUGUGUCUGAAGGACCGGACACCAGAGGGGGUUCAGGUCUCGUGUGUCUGAAGGACCGGACACCAGAGGGGGUUCAGGUCUCAUGUGUCUGAAGGACUGGACACCAGAGGGGGUUCAGAUCUCGUGUGUCUGAAGGACUGGACACCAGAGCAUGGUAACUGUUAUCCAAGUACUAGCAUGGUAUAUGUUAAGUACAUAGGACAAUAUUUUAUCUGUAAUGAAUCGCGUGUGAUGAUGGUCUAUAUUGAGUAAGAACAGUGUUUUGUUUUUUGUUUUUUAAACUUGGCAACCACUAUUUUUAACUGUGAAGCCCAGUUAAAAAUAGAGUUGUCGGACCGCUCUCUGACUUUGUUAUAAUUUUAAUGCCGCAUUGUAAACAGUCACUGUUUAAAAAAACUGUUUACCAUUGUUCUGUACAUUUGCAGUGAAUAGUUGUACAGAAGCCAUUCUGACAACAGCGUAGAGUAAUUCAGUAAAAUCCAAAUUUCUUAA